Molecule: messenger RNA, 4500 nt
Organism: Epinephelus lanceolatus (giant grouper)
Lineage: Eukaryota; Metazoa; Chordata; Actinopteri; Perciformes; Serranidae
Gene: aff3
Product: AF4/FMR2 family, member 3
Biological process (GO): regulation of gene expression
Cellular component (GO): nucleus; super elongation complex
Source: RefSeq, a predicted model, not a curated record
AGCCGCUCUGCCCAGCGUCACGGAGGGGGCACCGCAUCCGCUGCUCUUAACGCGAGUCCUCACUGGCAUGGACACCGGAGGAGAGCACUGACCAGCCAGGAACCAUGCCUACUGUCCUCGGUGGCAAAGGGAAACUUUCCGUUGUGUGUUUUCUACUCAGAUGCGCAUAUUCUCAGGUAACAAGAAGCCAACACAGCAGCUGUGCCAAAGAUAUUCUGGAGGACAUGACUCAGUCGUGGCCAUCCCAGCAAGCCUUAGGGGGUGACCAGGCCCAGCGAAUCCUCUAUAACCCUAAGGAAGCAAAAAUACCAACUGCACAACAAAGGCACAGUCGGGGGGAUGUUCAGCUGCGAAUGACCCGUCACCCUCGCGUGGCACCUCACAAAUCAAUGCUUGCUGAUGACCUGAAGCUGAGCAGUGAUGAUGAGGACACUCAAAGGGCAACUCAUGAGUCAGCUUCCUGGGAUGGACUCAGCCUGUCAGCACAGCGAGCGCACACACAUGGCAGGCGGGUGAGACAUUCCAGCUCGGACUCCUCGGGCUCCGACUCCUCCGCCGAGUCAGGCAGCAGCAGCCUUCACUCCCGGAGCCCCAGCCGGAGCCCAGACGCUCACCCCGAUCCUGCGUCGCCUGCCACUGCGCCCCCCCACUGCAACAGCAAGGAGCCUGAUCACCCCUCUGCGACCCAGUGGCAGUUGGAUAAAUGGCUGCAGAAGCCCCGCAAAAAAUCUGCCAGCAGUGACCAGGAUCCCUCCCAGAGCUUUCCAGGACGCCCUCCCUCUCCCCACACACAGAGAGCGCCAUCUCCAGCCAGGUCCUGGGACAGCAAUCAGGAAUACAGCCCAAGUCAAAGCCCUAUCCCGAGCCCACAGUUCAAUUACAGCCACAACAGCCCCCUCCCUAGCCCUGGUUAUAGCUACUGCCCUAGCCCCAGCCCAUUCCCCAGCACCUGCCCCAGUCCUAGCCCAAGCCCGAGGCGCAGCCCUAUCCUCAGUCCAGUUCCAAGUGUUUGCCCAAGUCCGUGUGGCAGCCCGAGAGCCAGCCGUAGCCCUAGUCCAAUACCUAGAGACCCUCCAAGAAGCCCCAGUCCAAGCCUACCUGCUCCUUCCAGGGUUCGGCACCACCCUGAGGUUCAGACAACACAACCUAGUCUAGCAACUAACCCCCACAGGACAAAACACAGGUCAUGGAUUACCCCACUGCCUAACAGCGACACUCAGAGCAGGCCUACAAAUAGCGCUCAUCCUCAGCCACCUCAUCAGCACAGACCCAAGACUCGACCCACACACGACCAAGACCAAAGCAAACCCAAGAACUCUGCUGUUUUAAACUCUAACCAGAGUCACAGCCACAAAUCUAGACCCAAGCCUACCUUUCAGCCAAGUUCUAAACAGCCCUCCGAGACCCCCAAACCCAAACACACAUCGCAUAUUGAGCAAAUCCAGAGUAGUAGAUCCAACCACAACUCCAACCACAAGCGCAGGCUUACGUUUCAGUCCAGCUCACAGCAAAGCCCCACACGAGCAAGGCACUUAGCUCCCACUGCUCGUGAAACCAACUCUGGUCAUAGUUCUCAUUCCCAAUCUCCCUCUAAACCUGUUACUAAUCCUAACACUGGGUUGAACUCUAGAUCUAACCCUAGCUUAAAACCCAGGGCCAAGCCUUCGGAGGCUGCAGCCCCAACUCCUGUGCAUGUUAACCAUACAAAAAAGCCACAGAAGAAACCCCAGUUUAAGGAGCAGGAGGUGGAACGCAGAGGAGAUCAUCUGAGUCAAGCUGACGGGAGAAAACACGAGAGGAAAGAGGACAGGCAUCGGGAGAAACAACAAGGGAAACAGGAGAGAAAGGAAGACAGGAGGCUGGCGGAGGAGCAGCUACUGAGACGUCCCUGGAUCCAGAGUUCUGCGGAAGAAGAGGAGGAGGAGGAAGAGGAGGAGGGAGAGAUAGAGAGGCAGAGACAGAGAGAGGAGACAGCAAGAGGGGAAAGCAGGAGGAGGAGGGAGCAGCAGCACAGACUCGAAUGGCAAACAGUGCAGGCCAAGCAGAGACUGCCCACCAACACCGAGCAACACCGCCUGCAAGACGACUCACACCACCAGGGGAGGACAAAGAAGACAGGGAGGAGUGAGGAGGAAAGAGAGCUACAGCGAGACCCGUCACCUCCUCUGUCACGUUCCCCAACUCCUCACAAACCAUCCUCCUCCUCACCCUCCACCUCUUCCUCUUCAGACUCAGACUCAGAAUCUGAAUACCAGGCUCCGGUCACCAAAGUUCCAGCAGACUCUACCUCUCACAAGAGACUCCCCAGGAGAGGGCAACCAGGCCCAGGGAGGUCUGAUGCCAACAGACCGAAGGCGGUCUACCCAAGAGGACCCGUUUCAGGUAACCCCAGUGAGAUCCAGCAGAGUGAGGGGAAGCAAAAACUCUACACCCUGGUCCCGUUUGGUCGAGGUGAAAAAGCCACAGCGCCUUCCCAGCGAGGACUUCGAAAUCUGGUGGUGCAAAUAGACCUCUGUCUUCUCAAGAGGGUCCCGGACAGCACUACUAGUUCCCCUGUUAAAAAACCCUCCUCUUCUUCCUCUUCAUCAAACAAGGACAAGCAAAAAGAGGCUAUGAAACACCUGUACGUCCCAGAGACUGUGACUAAAGACGGCAAAAGGAAACGCAAGUUGGAGAAUGGUGUGUCGCACAGAGAGAGCAAGAGGAGUAUUCCUUAUGCACCUGACCCCUCAGGCCGCACGGAAGCUUCAUCUCACACAGCUGAGCAGAACUUUGUGAUAGAGACCACACACAAUGGAUACUUGGAGGAGUACUUGGACAGCAAGAGACCAUUGUCUCCGCUGUCCCCGCUGUCCAACAGCCCUGAGUCCACCAAGCCACCCCCUAAAACGAAGACCUCAGAGCAGCAUCACAUCCACAAGAACAGAGACAAGAAUAGAGACUCUGCUGUGAAGCCCAAGAUGGAGGUGGAGUGUGUAAAAGUGUCCAGACAGCCCCAACCACCAUCUGAGUCCUGGGGCCCUGCAGGACACAGAGGGACUGUGCCAAACCAUGAAACCCCACACCAUGCUGAGUACUACUUACACGAAGCUAAAAGGAUGAAGCAUCGUGCAGAUGCAAUGGUGGACAAGCUUGGCAAGGCUGUGAAUUACGUUGACGCUGCUCUCUCCUUCAUGGAGUGUGGGAAAGCGAUGGAGGAAGGGCCUCUGGAGGCCAAGUCUCCGUAUACCAUGUACUCAGAGACAGUGGAGCUCAUUAGGUACGCAAUGAGGCUCAAGAGCCACUCUGGCCCUGGAGCGAGACAGGAAGACAAACAGCUGGCGGUUCUGUGUUUCCGAUGCCUUGCCCUCCUUUACUGGCAAAUGUUUCGUCUAAAGAAGGACCAUGCACUGAAAUACUCCAAAGUUCUGCUCGACUACUUCAAGAGUUCUCCCAAAGUGCCUUCUACACCACCCUGUUGGAGUGACUCUGGGAAGAGUGCUGGAGGACCCCCGUCUUCACUCUCACCCAAUGCAAAACACCCCAGCCGGGGUUCACACGGGGGCAGCACCUUCCCUUCUCUCAUAAGCAUUCCUCAACGCAUCCACCAGAUGGCAGCAAAUCACCUGAACAUCACCAAUAGUGUCCUGUACAGCUUUGAAUACUGGGAGGUGGCAGACAACCUUGCAAAGGAGAAUAAAGAGUUCUUCAACUACUUGAACACUCUCUCUGGGCCAUUGACUCUUCACAGUAGCAUUGCUCACGUUGUCCAAUACACUAGACAGGCUCUUCAGUGGAUACGCAUUAGUGCCAAACUUAACUAACAAAGAGAGGAUUUACUGUAACCUGCCCACUGGAUCUCCAGGCCUCAUUUGGAGGAGACAAAACUCUGGAUCUCUAUGCAGCUGACAGGACAGCACUAAUAUCUCCUGAGCUGUGGAGGAAAUCCCACGGAGCCUGAUCAUCCUCAUAGGAUGCUGGGGUGCUUUACUGUGUGCGAAGCUUUCUGAAGGAGCGAUCCGUUAACUUCUCACAGAUGAACUGCCUUCCUCCACCUCAUUGGAUUCAUCUGAACAGUCAUGUGUGCUAUGGAUGUGAAGUCUAUGAUCAUUUGCCAAAUGUCCCACAGUGACAGAAACAGGACUCUCAUACUGUUGUAUGUGCAAUUUCACAUGUGAAUCCUUUUUCGCAAUUAUCCAGUGGACUGUUUGUCUGGGGCCAAAACAGGAGAAGAUGACCAAUUCAAUUGUAAACCACUUUCUCCAAAGUCGGAAACAUUUCUGAAUCUUUUUCUAAUGAAGGUUUUAAAGGUUUUGAAUCUCUGAUGUUUCUACUUUUAUGUGUUUUUACUGUGCAAUAUCUGUUUUUGAGAAAAAAGAGAACAAAGCCCAGUGAAAAAAUGAUGUUGGUGAGUCUAGUUGCCAACAUUCAAGGUCCCUUUUAUGCAAAGUGUAUUUCUGUCCCUGUUUUGAGUGUGGGAUGAUGUAAUUUAAUGAAUAAUGAAGUUGAAGAGGUCACUCA